Molecule: messenger RNA, 1460 nt
Organism: Ricinus communis (castor bean)
Lineage: Eukaryota; Viridiplantae; Streptophyta; Magnoliopsida; Malpighiales; Euphorbiaceae
Product: lysM domain-containing GPI-anchored protein 2
Exons: 4
Coding region: 239-1324 (361 amino acids)
Source: RefSeq, a predicted model, not a curated record
CCGUGUAAACAUAAAUAACAAAAUAAGACCAAAAACACGGGACCGUCACAGUACCCUACUCACAGAGAAAAUUCAAAAGUCUGCUCAAAGUCUCCUCUCUCUCUCUCUCUGUACUCCAGUCAUUUUCUUCCUCCACAUAUCACAAUCCCCAAAUCUACCCUUCUUCUUCUUCUUCUUCUUCUUCCUCUUCAAAAUCCCAUCAAUAUUCAGCCAAUCCACUCACACAGACCCACAAAAAAUGGGACUCUCAUCUACUGAGUUCCUUCUAAACCUCCUGCUGCUCACAGUUCUCUUCGCCAUAUCCACCUCAGCACCUUUCAAGUGCACAUCAUCGUCAUCAUCAACAUGUCACGCCUUAAUAGACUACAUCCCUCCAAACACCACAUCCCUCUCAUCACUCAAAACCCUCUUCUCAGUCAAAAACCUCCGCUCAAUCCUAGGCGCUAACAACCUCCCUCUCUCGACCCCAUCAAACAACAACGUACCCGCCCAAACGACCAUCAAAAUCCCUUUCCCAUGCAUUUGUAGUAACGGGACUGGCAUCUCUAACAGUAAACCAAUCUACAUCGUCCAACCCGGCGACAUCCUUGAUCAUAUUGCUAGAGAAGUGUUCUCGGGGUUGGUGACGUUCCAGGAAAUCGCGGCCGUUAACAGUAUACCGGAUGCUAAUGUGAUUGAGGCUGGACAGAAGCUGCGGAUUCCGUUACCGUGUAGCUGUGACGAGGUCGGGGGUGAAAGAGUUGUUCAUUAUGGGCAUAUUGUUGAAAGUGGGAGUACGUUAGAAGUGAUUGCAGAGGAGUAUGGCACUAGUAAAGAUAUUCUUAUGAGUCUUAAUAAUGGUGUUAAUGAUACUUCUCUAUUAGCUGGUCAAAUUCUUGAUGUCCCUCUCCAAGCUUGCAAUUCAUCGGUGACCACUAGCUCAUUAGAUUACCCUUUACUUGUUCCUAAUGGCACUUAUGCUUUCACUGCCAAUAGUUGCGUGAGAUGCAAGUGUGACUCUGCAAACAACUGGAUAUUGCAAUGCGAGCCAUCUGGGCUUACAAUAGCCAACUCCACUUGGUCUACUUGUCCUCCCAUGAAAUGUGAUGGUGCAGAUAAUCUAUCCAUUGGCAACAGCACAAAUGCGGGCUGCAACACCACCACUUGUGCCUAUGCUGGGUUCUCUAACCAAACAAUCCUGACAGCACUUGCCACUGUAUCCACUUGUCCAGCCAGCACUCCAGGCUCUGGCAGUGACAAUUACGCUUCAAGUAGUGGUAUGAGUUGGAAGUUCCUCAUAAUUUCUCUUCACCUGUUUUUGCUUUGUGUAUAUCCUCUUCAGUAAUAUAUUUGUACUUCUAUGCGGGUUCCCCCCCCCCCCUUUUUUUUUGUUGUGAUGAGGAUGUAAAAGAGCAAUUAUGUGUAAGAAAUCUCUUAAACUUGUCAAUUACUUCAGUGUAUGAGUAAUCAUUUUUCUUCAA